AUGAAGGGCGAGAUUCUUCACCUCCACCUGGGCCAGGCUGGUACCCAGCUCGGUAACUCUGCUUGGGAGCUCUACCUUCUCGAGCACGGUCUCGGCCCCGAUGGUCGCCCCGACCCCAAUGCUCCCGAUAUUGGUGACCCUGGCUCUUUCGAGACUUUCUUCACUGAGACCAGCAGCGGCAAGCAUGUUCCUCGAUCUCUUUUCGUCGAUCUUGACCCCUCUCCUAUUGACGAGAUCCGAACUGGCGAAUACCGUAACCUUUUCCACCCCGAGUUGUUGAUCAGCGGCAAGGAGGAUGCCGCCAACAACUAUGCUCGUGGUCACUACACCAUUGGCAAGGAGAUGGUUGACAAUGUCAUUGACCGCAUUCGCCGCGUCGCCGACAACUGCCAGUCUCUUCAGGGUUUCCUGAUCUUCCACUCCUUCGGUGGUGGUACCGGUUCUGGUUUCGGUGCUCUUCUCCUCGAGCGUCUCUCAACCGAGUACGGCAAGAAGUCCAAGCUCGAGUUCGCCGUCUACCCUGCUCCCCGAACCUCGACUGCCGUCGUUGAGCCUUACAAUGCUGUUCUCUCUACUCACAGCACUAUUGAGAACUCUGACUGUACUUUCCUCGUCGAUAACGAGGCUGUUUACGACAUCUGCCGUCGCAACCUCGAUAUUCCUCGACCCUCGUACGAGCACCUAAACCGCCUCAUUGCCCAGGUUGUCAGCUCCAUCACAUCCUCUCUCCGAUUUGACGGUGCCCUCAACGUCGAUCUCAACGAGUUCCAGACCAACUUGGUUCCCUACCCUCGAAUUCACUACCCUCUCAUCAGCUACGCCCCUGUCAUCUCCUCUGCCAAGAGUGAGCACGAGAGCUUCAAGGUACAGGAGCUUACCUUCCAGUGCUUCGAGCCCAACAACCAGAUGGUUGUCUGCGAUCCCCGAAACGGCAAGUACAUGGCUGUCGCUCUUCUGUACCGCGGUGAUGUCGUUCCCCGCGACUGUAACGCCGCCAUCGCCGCCCUCAAGGCCAAGGCCUCCUUCAACUUGGUCGAGUGGUGCCCCACUGGUUUCAAGCUCGGCAUCAACUACCAGAAGCCCAUGGCUGUCCCCGCCGCUCCUGAGGCUGGAGGUCUUGCCCCCGUCAAGCGAUCCGUCUCUAUGCUUUCCAACACCACCGCCAUCGCUGAGGCUUGGUCCCGGCUCGACUACAAGUUCGACCUCAUGCACAGCAAGCGUGCUUUCGUCCACUGGUAUGUUGGUGAGGGUAUGGAGGAAGGCGAGUUCACCGAGGCCCGAGAGGAUCUUGCUGCUCUGGAGAAGGAUUACGAGGAGGUCGCUGCCGACUCCUUCGAGCCUGAGGAGGAGCUCGAGUACUAG
Messenger RNA from Fusarium mangiferae, 1362 nucleotides. Its product is annotated as putative alpha-tubulin B. Lineage: Eukaryota; Fungi; Ascomycota; Sordariomycetes; Hypocreales; Nectriaceae. Gene Ontology annotation, molecular function: GTP binding; structural constituent of cytoskeleton. The transcript has 5 exons. Gene Ontology annotation, biological process: mitotic cell cycle; microtubule cytoskeleton organization. The record is from RefSeq and is a predicted model, not a curated record. Gene Ontology annotation, cellular component: cytoplasm; microtubule. The coding region runs from base 1 to 1362 and encodes 453 amino acids.